Molecule: messenger RNA, 981 nt
Organism: Exophiala dermatitidis NIH/UT8656
Lineage: Eukaryota; Fungi; Ascomycota; Eurotiomycetes; Chaetothyriales; Herpotrichiellaceae
Exons: 3
Coding region: 1-981 (326 amino acids)
Cellular component (GO): RAVE complex
Source: RefSeq, a predicted model, not a curated record
AUGUCCACUUGGGUGUAUCCUCCCGUACCCCCAGACGAACUCCGAAAAGCUGAGGAAGAGUCCUUGAAGCUCGAGCUUCAAUGGCUUCUGCAAUCAUUGCAGCACUCUCUUCAGGCCCUCAAGGAGGGUUUGGAAGAGUGUGACGCCCUGCUGGCACCAAAAGAGCCAGGCUCUACCUUGGUGUUGUCCUCCCUGAGAUCUGAAAACGUGAAGGGCUUCGUGACAAGAGUCGGCACUAGUCUUGUCAAGGGGGACAUCCAUUUACGUUUGACGACACUGCCUCCCAAUACCCCUAGAGGCACUACAACGUCUACUCCAUCCACUCGUCAUUUAUUUCACUCUUCAUCAUCCUCGUCCGACAUCCCACUACCACAACUAUCCACUGUCAAAGCAUUGAUCAACGACUCCAUGGACGUCAUUGAUGUUUCUCGAUGGACCGGUCAAUCGACUGACUCGUCCUUCAUCUCCGGCCAACUGAAGCUGCUCCACGAUAAUCUUCGGGAGGCCAAGACCUGCCUGAAAGGAUCUGUCACGGGCACUGAUUUGGAGUCAAUCCCAGGAGCGCAGUGGUGGUUGCAUAGUCCGGAUGAGAACAUCUUCCAACCCCCGUUGGGUGAAUAUCUUAGUCUGCAUUUUACUAUCCAGGAUGCCAAUCUUGUUCUUACUGUCAGAACCUUGGCUCCUGCAUCACCCGGCGGCACUCCAAGUACGCCCCUAGAGUCUGGCUUCUCGCUCUCUGGAUUCAAUUUACGAUCAAAGUUGUUGGGCCUUGGUCCUAGACCUCCGCACCACGAUGAAAUGGGAGAAGUGUUUGAGUGGCGUGGCAAGCAAGACGUCAUCGUACGCGAAAAGGUCCGCGUUGAGACAAGUGACCCGAGUCUAUUGAGUGUUGCGGCAAAGUUGAGUGCUCUUGAGCAUGAAGUUGCGCGAUGUCGACUGAACCUGAGAGUCAUCUUGACGGGGAGCGUUGAAGAGGAUUGA